Messenger RNA from Hirsutella rhossiliensis, 411 nucleotides. RefSeq lists its product as uncharacterized. The record is from RefSeq and is a predicted model, not a curated record. Lineage: Eukaryota; Fungi; Ascomycota; Sordariomycetes; Hypocreales; Ophiocordycipitaceae. Bases 1 to 411 code for a protein of 136 amino acids. The transcript is spliced from 2 exons.
AUGGCAUCUGCCACGAGCUCUCAUGCCAGCUCAGAUCCCUUUGAUCUGGGUGUCCAUACCCCGCCUAACGCUCGAUUAGCCCCUGCAUCUCAGCUUCGACACAGCUCCCCCAUUGCGAACCGUCCCAUUGGUCUCACCUCCGCGUUCCGGCGACCGGCGGUGACGCCGCCCUCGCCCCUUAACAGACUCUCUAAUACCGCCGCUACGGAAGGAGCGCAGCGUGAGUCCGCCUCGAACCGGCCCGGCUCCGCCGAGUCCGCCAACCUCUUCCCGGUCUCUAUCGUUGAAGCUGCGAACAAGCUCGCCGUUGAGCAAAAGAAUGCCUACAACGCCAAAAUGACAGGUAUCGUCGAUGUCGGCGCCAUUCGUGGACAGUACGGUGCCCUGAGAACCACCCUCGAUGUCGUCUAG